Molecule: messenger RNA, 989 nt
Organism: Drosophila willistoni
Lineage: Eukaryota; Metazoa; Arthropoda; Insecta; Diptera; Drosophilidae
Product: dnaJ homolog subfamily C member 17
Exons: 1
Coding region: 90-962 (290 amino acids)
Biological process (GO): spliceosomal complex disassembly
Cellular component (GO): spliceosomal complex
Molecular function (GO): nucleic acid binding
Source: RefSeq, a predicted model, not a curated record
CGAAAAAGCAAAGCGAAUUCGGGGGCUUGUAUCUUAAAAAUGCAUGUAAACAAUUUAGUAAACGUUUGUUUCUAUUAUUAAACCAAGUCAUGUCUAACAAAAAGAACCCCCUGUUCGAUGUGAAUCUCUAUGAUUUGCUGGGAAUCUCCCUGGAAGCGGAUGUCACUGAAAUACGUAAGGCUUAUCGCAAACAAGCCCUGAGUUGUCAUCCGGACAAGAAUCCCGAUGACAUCAAAGCGGUCGAACGUUUCCAUGAGCUCUCCAAGGCUUUGGAGAUCCUUACUGACGCCAGUGCCCGUGCAGCCUAUGAUAAGGUUCUCAAGGCCAAAAAGGCUGCCGAACUGAGGACUAAACAAUUGGACAGCAAGAGACAGAAAUUAAAAGCCGACUUGGAGGAACGCGAAAGGGCGGCUGGUGUUAAUUCAUAUACCAACAGAAAAUCGGAUGAGGAAGUAUUGCAAGAACAAAUUCUACGCUUAAGAAACGAAGGUUCAAGGUUGCUGGAGGAAGAGCAACAGGCUAUGAGAGAACACCUAAAACGCAACUAUGUCGAACCUCAGUUAGUGCCUUCAAAACCAGAAUUUGACUCGACACAGCAUCGCAUUAAAAUUAAAUGGAAAAGCAAUCAGGCGACGGACUACACUCAGGAACAAUUGCUACAGUAUCUCAAGAAAUAUGGUGAAGUUGUGGGUCUAGUAGUAAAUAGCAAAAAACCUGGACGUGCCAUGGUGGAGUUAAAGACACGCGAGGCCUGUGAUAUGGUAUUGGCCUACGAAAAGGGUAAUCCUGCAAAUCCGCUGCACUUUGAGUGGGUAAAACCACCUUCAUCUGAUAAAGUGGAGGAGCAGCAGCACAACGUUUCAGCUUCGGCCAGGGAUUACGAAAAUUUGGUCAUGCGGAAAUUGCGCCAGGCUGAGGAGCGCAAACGACUUAUUGAACAAAUGAAGAAAGAUGAUGAAUGAAUAAAUUUUAAUUAUAGAUAAUUUAAA